AUGUACCUUCGAACGUUCGCUGAAAGAAAACAAAAGAACAAUGUGUUCAAAAGUUGGUAUGCGGCCACCACUGAAUUUCCACCAUUGAAGAGCGAGUUUUUCGAAAAUGACACUGUUGUUGGCGAUAGUCAGAAAAACUCUGCAGUCGUCAGCAUGGAUCUCGUUUAUUCAAGACCCCGAACAGUCGACGAUGAUAUCGGAAUGCCUCUAAACCAGCCAAUUUUCACAAAGGAGAAAACGACUUUUUAUAAUUAUGGAAAGCUGUAUCAAAAUUACUACCAGAAUGGAAAAUAA
Molecule: messenger RNA, 294 nt
Organism: Caenorhabditis remanei
Lineage: Eukaryota; Metazoa; Nematoda; Chromadorea; Rhabditida; Rhabditidae
Exons: 2
Coding region: 1-294 (97 amino acids)
Source: RefSeq, a predicted model, not a curated record